Molecule: messenger RNA, 8451 nt
Organism: Oncorhynchus nerka (sockeye salmon)
Lineage: Eukaryota; Metazoa; Chordata; Actinopteri; Salmoniformes; Salmonidae
Product: tandem C2 domains nuclear protein-like
Exons: 11
Coding region: 350-1747 (465 amino acids)
Cellular component (GO): nucleus
Source: RefSeq, a predicted model, not a curated record
CCAGCUGUUCUAUAGAGAAGUACUGAAAGAAGUUGUGCGUCUUCCCGGGGCGGGAAUAUCUGCUUAGCAGGUUUUCAUAAAUUUGUUUUAGUUUGGUUAACGUGGUUAUUGUGAGAUGAUAAUAAUUGCUGAAAUGUCUAGGAAUCGUUUCUACCUAUGUAUCUCUUCUCAUCAGAAGAUAUAGCUGACUCCUGUCAAUUAAUUUCUUGAACUAUUCUGUCGUCAGAAAGAUAAAAAGUCGCAGUCAGUUAUUUGAAUGUAAAUUCUCAGGAACUUUCAUGCGGUAAUACAGUUGGCUUCGUGCUGCUGUUUAUUCUGUUGUGUACUCUGAUUACGACUCUAUUACAGCAUGGCAAUGGAAUGCAUCAAGAACUGCUGCAAGACCUUCCUAGGCAAGGACGCUGAGAUAGAGCAGCAAGUGAUUACAAUGAAGAUGCCCCCUGCCAGAGCUAUCUCAGGUGGCCCCAGGAAGGGUGUAGGGGUAUCAGAGGACUAUCUCCUCUCUAAACUCCCCUUGGAUGGAAAAGAGAUCCCCUUUGUCCUCCCCACGUUCAAACCUUCCUACAUCCAACCACGAGGAUCACGUUACCUCGGCUACCAGACACCAGGGCUACACAGUUCAGCCAGGAGCACCUAUGCAGAGAGGAAGGCGGAGCUGUCAGGGGCCAGUCACAUAGUCUAUAACCCCGACUCCUCCCCCAACAUGUCUCCCGGAACAACACGACACAGCAAUCUGAAAAAGAGUUCCCGGGGCUCAGAAUCAGGUGGGAAUGUGACGACUGGGAAUCUGAGCAAAUCCCUGUUUGACUUGUCCAACUCCAACCCUCCCAGCCACAUACAGCGUUACGACAGUGUGUCCAGUGUCCAGAGCAGCAGUGCAUCGUCCUCCCAGAGGGACUCCCUGGAGAACAGCCGUAGCCUUGAGUCCAUCACGUUGUCUGGAGAUGAGAGAGACUUGGGGAAGGUGUGUGUCCGGCUGAGUUACCAGGAGGCCCUGGAGCAGGUGUGGAUCACGUUGGUACAGUGUAAGGAUGUGUCCCUCGCUCAGAACAGCAGUGAGCUGCAGCAGAUUAGCUUUAAAGGCAUCAUCACUAUGAGCAAACCAGUACAGUUCAAGAGCUCCGUCAAGGAAGGUUCUCCGGACACAGUCUUCAUGGAGACCUUUGUGUUUACGUUGCGGCUGCAGCAGCUGCGUUGCAGUGCUCUGGUAUUCCGGCUGCAGACCCAUCACCCCAGGAAGAGAACGGUGGCAGAGUGUGUCCUCUCCCUCAGACAGCUGGGCCCUGAGGAGACACAGCACUGGAUGGAGCUCAGCCCCCUUUCCAAGACCACUGUGUGUCACGCUGAGCUGCACCUGGCCACCUGUUUCCAGCCUGUUAACGGACGCCUCCAACUGCAGGUCCUCGCUGCCCAGAACCUCCCUGUUCCACUCAGGCAGGCGUUCUUUGUGAAGAUAGAGAUGCAGCUGUUGGGCAGGGUGGUGAUGAAGAAGAAGACUCACGUCCUGAAGUCCUCCGGAGGUCAGCUGACCUGGACUGAGUCUUUCUACUUCCCCUUGGCUCUGGACCAGAGCUUUCUGCUGUCAGUCAAACUGUACAGCCGCCGCUCUGUCAGACGAAAACACUUCCUCGGGCAGGUUCACCUUGGCUUCGACAGCCCGACGCAGGAAGCAGCAGAGCAGUGGAGGGAUAGCAUGUCUCACCCCGAGAAGGUGGUGGCUGUAUGGCACAGACUCAACGGGUCCUGAAACGCCUGUAGAAACUCACACAGCCUAUAGAAACUCACACAGCCUAUAGAAACUCACACUGCCUGUAGAAACUCACACAGCCUGUAGAAACUCACACAGCCUAUAGAAACUCACACAGCCUAUAGAAACUCACACAGCCUAUAGAAACUCACACUGCCUGUAGAAACUCACACAGCCUGUAGAAACUCACACAGCCUGUAGAAACUCACACAGCCUGUAGAAACUCAUGUAGAAACUCACACAGCCUAUAGAAACACACACAGCCUGUAGAAACUCACACAGCCUGUAGAAACUCACACAGCCUAUAGAAACUCACACAGCCUGUAGAAACUCACACUGCCUGUAGAAACUCACACAGUCUGUAGAAACUCACACAGCCUAUAGAAACUCACACAACCUAUAGAAACUCACACAGCCUAUAUAAACUCACACAGCCUGUAGAAACUCACACAGCCUAUAGAAACUCACACAGACUAUAGAAACUCACACAGACUAUAGAAACUCACACAGCCUAUAGAAACUCACACAGCCUGUAGAAACUCACACAGCCUGUAGAAACUCACACAGCCUAUAGAAACUCACACAGCCUGUAGAAACUCACACAGCCUGUAGAAACUCACACAGCCUGUAGAAACUCACACUGCCUACAUUCAAAAUGGCACCCUAUUUCAGGGGUUCUCAAAGUGGGGUCCACGGAGGUACUGACACGGAGUUUCUACAUCUCAAAAUAUAUAUAUAUAAAAAAAAUAUUUAAAAAAACCAAAGAAUAUCUUAUUAAUAUUACUAACAACAACAGGUGAAAACACACAUUUUCCCAUAUGGAUCUGUGGAAUAAGUUUAUGGUGUGUAAUACAAUGUAAUAUUAUUAACCUAAAAUGUAUGUUCUUAAAGGCCUAGUGCAGUCAAAAAUGUGAUUUUCCUAUGUGUUAUAUAUUAGAGGUUGGAAUAAUACUGUGAAAUUGUGAAAACUAUGAUAAUGCCCUUUAAGUGUAAGAGCUGUUUGAAAAGACCUGACAUUUCAUCCUGUUUUGGUGGGAUGGACUUUUGGUCUGCCUGGAGACAUCACCAGGCGGUAAAUUAAUGAAUCAAAUCAAAUCCAACUUUAUUGGUCACAUGCGCCGAAAACAACUGGUGUAGAGACCUUAACCAACAGUGCAGUUCAAUAAAGAGUUCAGAAAAUAUUUAACAAGUAAACUUAAGUAAAAAAAAAAAAAAAAAGUAACACAAUAAAAUAACAAUAACGAGACUAUAUACAGGGGGUACCGAGUACCGAGUUAAUAUGUGGGGGUACAGGUUAAUCAAGGUACAUGUAGAUAGGGGAUAGGGGUGAAGUGACUAUACACAGAUAAUAAACAGUGAGUUUAGUGGAGGGGGGUGUCAAUGUAAAUAGUCCUGGUAGACAUUUGAUUAAUUGUUCAGCGGUCUUGGGGGUGGGGGAAAAGAGCUGUUAAGGAGACUUUUGGUCCCAGACUUGACGCUCUGGUACCGCUUGCCGUGCGGUAGCAGAGAGAACAGUCUGUGAUUUGGGUGACUGGAGUAAUCGCAGUUCUGAUGACCAGAAGUUAUUUUCGAUCAUAAGAAACAUUAUAUACAAAAUAAGUUUUUAAAAAAAGUUACAAACAACGCAAAAAACUAACAAAAUAGGUUGGUUAGGAGCACGUAAAACGGCAGCCAAUAAGAAAGAGAGUUUCAAAUCUCUCUGCCAAUAACAGCUAGUUUUCAGUUUUCAGACCCCCCCCCCUCUGACCACUCCCAGACAUUCCGAGCAAAAUUCUUGCUUUAGAAAUCGCUCUUUGCUAAGAAGCUCUUUUUGUUUAUUUUUGACCAUUUUAUUUGAAACAAUCACAGUAACGUACUUAAUUGUUUCCCAACAACAAAGCAUCUCUCUGCCCCAUGACAAAAUGUGUAGAAUUACAGAAUACAAAAUAAAAAAACGGCUACAUUUUCUCGUGGCGGGCCUUUAAUAUGUUCCUCCCCAGGGCUCAAGACUUGGUUCGCCCCGGCCAAAGUCAUAGUAAAAUUCCUUGGGGCCAUACUUGGUGAACAUAAGCAACCAUUUAUAUGUAAACAAUUUCAUCCGGCGUAUCAGCAAAUUAAAAUCGUUAAUUUACUUGCACGUGACAGAAUGCUAAAUUGUAGCUGGUCCCGGAUAAAAUGGCACAUGUUUAGCCUUAUGCUAACCUCACCCAGAUAAAAUGGCACACGUUUAGUCUUAUGCUAACCUCACCCAGAUAAAAUGGCACAAGUUUAGCCUUAUGCUAACCUCACCCAGAUAAAAUGGCACAUGUUUAGCCUUAUGCUAACCUCACCCAGAUAAAAUGGCACACGUUUAGCCUUAUGCUAACCUCACCCAGAUAAAAUGGCACAUGUUUAGCCCUAUGCUAACCUCACCCAGAUAAAAUGGCACACGUUUAGCCUUAUGCUAACCUCACCCAGAUAAAAUGGCACACGUUUAGCCUUAUGCUAACCUCACCCAGAUAAAAUGGCACAUGUUUAGCCUUAUGCUAACCUCACCCAGAUAAAAUGGCACAUGUUUAGCCUUAUGCUAACCUCACCCAGAUAAAAUGGCACACGUUUAGCCCUAUGCUAACCUCACCCAGAUAAAAUGGCACACGUUUAGCCUUAUGCUAACCUCACCCAGAUAAAAUGGCACACGUUUAGCCUUAUGCUAACCUCACCCAGAUAAAAUGGCACAUGUUUAGCCUUAUGCUAACCUCACCCAGAUAAAAUGGCACAUGUUUAGCCUUAUGCUAACCUCACCCAGAUAAAAUGGCACACGUUUAGCCUUAUGCUAACCUCACCCAGAUAAAAUGGCACACGUAUAGCCCUAUGCUAACCUCACCCAGAUAAAAUGGCACACGUUUAGCCUUAUGCUAACCUCACCAAGAUAAAAUGGCACACGUUUAGCCUUAUGCUAACCUCACCCAGAUAAAAUGGCACACGUUUAGCCCUAUGCUAACCUCACCCAGAUAAAAUGGCACACGUUUAGCCUUAUGCUAACCUCACCCAGAUAAAAUGGCACAUGUUUAGCCUUAUGCUAACCUCACCCAGAUAAAAUGGCACACGUUUAGCCCUAUGCGACCGCGUCGGAGUGCACUGCGCCCGGCCAGCCACAGGAGUCGCUAGUGCGCGAUGAGACAAGGAUAUCCCUGCCGGCCAAACCCUCCCCUAACCUGGACGACGCUGGGCCAAUCGUGCGUGGCCCCAUGGGCCUCCCGGUCGCGGCCCAGCUGCGACAGAGCCUGGACUCGAACCCAGAAUCUCUAGUGGCACUGCUAGCACUGCGAUGCAGCGCCUUAGAGAGCACUGAGCCACUCGGGAGGCAUCUGCUUUGUCACUAUAUGCUAUAUGUUAUUUGACUCGAGGAGGAUGACUGUGCCCAUGUGUACAGUGGGAUUGAUUAUAGGUUGCACUCUCGUUAUCAUCCUACAGAUGGCAGUAUUGAAGUUAUUUUUUAAAUACGUUUUAUUUGCGAGUCCGAGGGACUGGAACAGACGGUCUUAUUAAUGGAGCCGACUCUGUAAAUCUAUCUGAUGGGGAAUUAGUUCUAUUUGACAAAGUCAUCUUAACUCUCUGAUUAGCCUUUUCUGUAGGCUAGCUACUAUUGGAUCUCCAAUCAACGGAGCUACAUUCAUUCACAUCAAAUAGCGUUUUCCUUAUGUUAUAACCUGCUAAUGAAUAUGGGGAAUUAUAUGGUACACCUCAAUUCAUAAUGGACCUCGUUAACCACCGUGGUCCUAUUCCAUAUGUACUGUAGCCUCGGCUUCCAGGCCGCCGAGGUGAACGCAUGGUGGAGCCUACCCAGGGAGUGAUUACGCCCUCUCCUGGCUAAGAGACGUUAGUGUAGGCUAUCAUUAGUAAGAUGUAUUCUUGUGUAGGCUACACUUACAUGCAGGCCUACAGCGUUUUACAGGCUAUGCGUUAUUAUAUACAUCGACUUCGUGACAUGCAUUUUGAAUUGAGCGUCAAAGACCGGGAGUGAACAGUUUUUUUUUCCCUCAACAGAAAAAGCUUGAUGUGAGGGGGUCUCGAACCCAUGAUUAAAAUGCACUAUUGAUUUCAAGUCAACCACUUUAGCAGUGUGCCACUUAGAAACAAUGGUAAUAGCAGUAGCCUACAAGACUGCUAUUUAACUAUUAUUUAAUUUAAACAUGGGAUUUUUGUCAUGUAUUUGAAAACGUGAAACUGUUGUUAGCUAGUAGCUAGUAGCCUAGUCAAGGAUACAUCAGGAUACAUUGGCUCUCCACAUUGUGUUACAGAUCAAGGGAGAGAAAAAAAAAGUAAACCUUAAAUUUGUAGGUUUAAAAUAUCUCCCUAGUGACCAGGGUUGACUUAUUUUAAGAAAUGCCAUCGAUUGGUGGAUAUAAAGUCUAAGAUCUUUGAUAGGCUGACGAAGCAUUUGUUCUAGGAUGUGAUCAUUGCCACCUACCUGGGAGGUUAGCAUAAGGCUAACGUGUGGCAUGUUAUCUGAUGGGACCAACUGCUAUUUAGCGUUGUCACAUGCAGGUCAAUCGACAAUAUUAAUUGGCCGAUACGCAUUUUGAGACGGAUAAACUUUAAAAAUUUGAAUGGUUGCUUAUGUUCGUAAUUAUCGCCCCCUUGUAUGCUAUGUUUAUCUCACUCAAGUUGUGUUCUGAUUAUGAGGGGGGUCCUUGAUGAAAAAAGGAGUCCCCUGCCCCACAAAAAAAAAUUGAGAACCCCUGCCCAAUUUUAAUGCACAACGUUUGACAACUUUUCUGGUCAAGAGUAGAGCACCAUAUAUGGAAUAGGUUGCCAUUUGGGACGUAGACACAGCCUCACCUGGACAGGCAGGUGACCAAGACGAUGUAGACACAGCCUCACCUGGACAGGCAGGUGACCAAGACGAUGUAGACACAGCCUCACCUGGACAGGCAGGUGACCAAGACGAUGUAGACACAGCCUCACCUGGACAGGCAGGUGACCAAGACGAUGUAGACACAGCCUCACCUGGACAGGCAGGUGACCAAGACGAUGUAGACACAGCCUCACCUGGACAGGCAGGUGACCAAGACGAUGUAGACACAGCCUCACCUGGACAGGCAGGUGACCAAGACGAUGUAGACACAGCCUCACCUGGACAGGCAGGUGACCAAGACGAUGUAGACACAGCCUCACCUGGACAGGCAGGUGACCAAGACGAUGUAGACACAGCCUCACCUGGACAGGCAAGUGACCAAGACGAUGUAGACACAGCCUCACCUGGACAGGCAGGUGACCAAGACGAUGUAGACACAGCCUCACCUGGACAGGCAGGUGACCAAGACGAUGUAGACACAGCCUCACCUGGACAGGCAGGUGACCAAGACGAUGUAGACACAGCCUCACCUGGACAGGCAGGUGACCAAGACGAUGUAGACACAGCCUCACCUGGACAGGCAGGUGACCAAGACGAUGUAGACACAGCCUCACCUGGACAGGCAGGUGACCAAGACGAUGUAGACACAGCCUCACCUGGACAGGCAGGUGACCAAGACGAUGUAGACACAGCCUCACCUGGACAGGCAGGUGGACCCAUAGGAACAACCACACCUGUACCUGUACAGCCAUACCAGCAUGCUCUAUAACUGGGCUUGGCAACAGGAGGCCCAACAGGCAGCUUUUUUAAAGGCUGUUUAAAAUAACCAGGAAUUAGGCUAAAAUGUGUUUAAUUUAGUAAAUAUGUUCAAUUAUUUUUGGGCUUAGGCCUCGGUUCAAUCCGAUCAAACCGACACAGCUGAUGUUUUGACCAUUGUCGGGAGGUGGAACUACGUUGGAGAGGUCAAACAUUUCUGUCACCUUAAUGGAGGUGUAAAUUUACAUCUCACACUCCAGUGUUCCUACAUGUAAACAAAUCUGCAUCUUAAUUAAUGCGACGCCGUGCAACCGAUGGCAACGGUCGCUUUAGGUUACAAUGCCAGGAUUCCCUUGUGGAUUUCACGUCUCUAACGCAGUUCCACCUACGAUACCGCCAAAAUGUAAACAUUAGUAUAGAGUUAUGUUCUGACCCACCCCCUCCCCCCCCUCCCCGACCAUCUGCGCCGACCUAAAUCGGGACUGCGUCUGAAUGUAGGCGCAUCUUGUUUCUUUAUAGGAUCACGGGACACUGCUUCCACUACAGAUUAUGUUCCCUCACUUUGCUUAAUUAAAGAAGGGAUUGUUAUUUAAUAAACACAUUCUGUGAAUGUCUGGAAGAACAAAUGGAUUUGUUUAUUUUAUUUUUUUGUCGAUAAAGUUUGACAAGUUUUGUAUGUUGUCAAUGUUUUAGUGAACGUGCAGUACAUCGAGAAAGUUAUUUUGAAUGGAAAUGGAUGUUUUUAAAAGAAGGAUUUUAAAUUUUUUUUUUAACUCUUAUUUAAUAUAUUUAUAGCUGUUUAUAACUGCUAGGAAUUGUAGCAUGUAUGAAUACCUGGUUGUAUGUCAUGUAUCAUCUGUGUACACUGGUGAAUCCCUGGUCUAUUAUAAUAUAUCAAUAUUUUUUUGUACGUCUUCUUCUUUGUCUUCUAAUCUUAAUCUAGAGAACUACUGUAUAAAUAUAAUCAAUUAUUAACCUCACAUUAGCAUAUUAGCGUAUAGUAUAAUAAAUUAUUAAUCUCACAUUAGCAUAUAAACACUGGUGUGAGUGUCUUUCAUCUCCUGUCUUUUUAUAUAACGACAUUGUUUAAAGAUAAGCGUGAUUAAAACUAAGAUCCUAUCUUAAACCCAAA